Molecule: messenger RNA, 1969 nt
Organism: Cataglyphis hispanica
Lineage: Eukaryota; Metazoa; Arthropoda; Insecta; Hymenoptera; Formicidae
Product: odorant receptor 47a-like
Exons: 5
Coding region: 622-1860 (412 amino acids)
Biological process (GO): detection of chemical stimulus involved in sensory perception of smell; sensory perception of smell
Cellular component (GO): plasma membrane
Molecular function (GO): odorant binding; olfactory receptor activity
Source: RefSeq, a predicted model, not a curated record
ACUCACUUCUGUGUCUCUGGUAUAAUUUCUUGCAACAAAUAAUUUAUCUCUUCAUCCAGGAUUACAGCAAUUAUGCCCAGCUUGAUCAAAUGCCAAUUAAAAAACAUAUUGAAAUAACUACAAUCAAGUUAGAAGAGUCAAACCAAGACUGAUGAGUAGAGAUGGAAGAAACCGUGAUCGUAAAUUUUAGUAUAGGAAACACACUGACGACAUGAUGGUGACGUGUUUCGUGGAGGGUACAAAGACCUUUACCCACCUUCACCGAUUUGUACUUGAGCACUCGUGCUCCCUGAAUUAGAGAUUAAUCUUUUACAACCACAGCUGAACUUGCGUAUAGCAAAAAGUAUGAUAUAGGAUAAUGAAAGAGAGAUAACUUGCAGAAUUCAGCUCUAAAGUACCGCUCAUUCAUACUUAAUGAGCUCAAAAUGACAACGCAACGUGCAAUCAUUCCGUCUUGUGCGGCCUUCGAUCCGAUAAAUCGCCAAGAAUCCCAUGGAGGACAUGAAAUCAAACUCAUAUAUAUCUUCGUGUUACGUGGACGUAACUCGUUGUGCAAGCUUUGCCAAGCAAUUUCCGGGAUAUGUAAUAUUACCAGAAAAUUUUCCUUGAUAAUUUCUUUUUAUGUUUGUACCCAUGGAUACUGUCGAAGCAAACUAUCCCGAGAAGCAAACGGCGACCAACCCUUUAAUGAUUCGCUAUCACGUGUAUAGUCGUCGCAUUCGCACGAUGCUUUACCUCGGUGGUGUUUUGCAAGAUCGAACACAUUCCGCAAUCCGAACGUAUAUCGUUGGAUUUUCAGUAAUCCUUAUGUCCUUGAGUCAUUGUAUUUUCUUGAUAAACCUCUGUCGAGACCACACUGAUAAUUUGAUGUUGAUGGUGAAAUACUUCAGCCAAAUCGGUAGCUUCAUCGCGCCUGCACUAAUGUCUGCCUGCUUUCUGAUCAAACGCGAAAAACUGAUCGAGCUUCAUGAGACAUUGAACGACAUGUUUGAGCGGGAACUGGAGCAGGAUCAGGAAGCUGCCCUCGCGACUUUGUACGCGUUCGAUAGACCAUUUUGCAUAGUGUUCUUCACUAUCGCAAUGACAGUUUUAUUGCACGUUUGUCCACCACUGAUAUCCAUAAUUUAUCAGAUUAUUCAUCAUACCGAGCCGAGGAGGUACAGAUUUCCGUUUCCGGGGAAGUUUCCGUGGACGGUUCCGAUCAACGACGGUUUCAUAUUCUAUCUACAUUUUUUAUAUCAUUUGUUCCUCGGCUGGUGGACAGUCUUCACCAUCAGUAGCGUCGACAGCCUCUUCGGUUUCUACGCGUUUCAGAUUUCCUCGAUACUGUAUGCCAUGUCCGUUAAACUGCGGUCUGCAAAUCUACAACCUCGGGGGACGUUUUCAGAAAUCCUGGAGACGUGCGUGUGGACACAUCGCCGAUUAUGCCAAUGCAAUUAUACGCUGGAGAAUAUUUGGCAGCCGAUAAUUCUACGGAUGCUUCUCGCCAAUAGCAUACUUAUCUGCAUAUUAAUUUUUCAAGUGACUCAGUUAACAGAUAUAAUAAUGAGCGAGAUUUUUCUGCUCAUCUUUUACAUAACAUUAAAGCUCUUGCAAACAUUUAUGUAUGCCUGGUAUGGCAAUUUCAUCACAAGCACGAGUGAAUACUUUCGCGAGGGGAUUUAUUUUAGCGAUUGGCCGGAUUCUAGUCUCGAUCGUCACGUAAGAACGAAUAUUAUUAUGACGAUGAUGCAAAAGCCGAUGACUAUAAAGGCACUAAAAGUGACUUCCGUGAAUGUCAACAUGUUUACUAAUAUCGUGAAUACUGCUGUGUCCUAUUUCUUUCUCUUGCAAUCUUUGGAUGAAGGUAGAGAGAGGUAAAAGCCGUGUAUCCGUUAUAUAUUUUAUAAAGACCAGCGAGCAUAUAUUAAAUUAGUACAAAAUAUUUAAAAAUAUAAAAUUAAGGUUCGAAGAGCUUCUGAACUCAUUG